UCAAAAUCAAGAUGGCUGGCAGAAAUAAAAUUAGACAAUGUAGAACUAGAAAAAUGAAGAACUCAUCUGAUAAUCAGAGCCAAGAUACACACUCUAGGGGUGUUCUAGAAGCAAGGGACCCAGUAUUACCCAAUAAGGAAGAAAAAUUUAACAAUCAUGAAUCUCUGGCCAUGCAAAACACUUCUCUUACUCAUCAAAGAACUACAAAUAUCUCUGAAGAAAGCGAAGAAUCAAAAGAAGAUCUUAUUCAGCAUCUAUAUGACCAAAGAGAGCCAUCCGAAAGCGGAUCAAAGAAAACGGACUCUUCUCAAACUGACGAAUUGUGGGAUUACUAUCCGAAGCAAGUACAAAAAAUUCUCAAGAAGAAGAGGAUCUCAAAAGAGAAGAGUAAGAGCUUUAAUAAGGCAAGGAAAUAACAUUCAUCUCAAGCUUCCAGGAAAGAGAAAUUACAAAAGCCUUUAUGCUAACCUUCAAGCAGUCAGUUUGACUGAAUUAAAACAAAGCUCAAGUAUGUUCAAGUGCAUAAGCGAGGAUUACUAUAAACUCAAAAUUGCUGAGAGGAACGUUCACAAGGCUCUCAGAGAGAAAGGAUUAUUCCUUGACCAAAAAGAUUUCAACAUUAUGGAACUCUUCAAUAAUGCAUACUCAGAGUACUCUUUUGAUGAGGAAGAAGAGAACAAAGAGCCAAAGCCAGUUAGAAAGUACAGCUCUAUCAGUGUUGACAAUCUCGACUGUUCUUUGCCAGUUAAAAGACCAGAUCAUCUUGCUAGCUCUGGAAAUCCAUAUAGCAAGCCCAUUGGAAUAACAAAUCCUUUUGGGAGGAGCAGUGUGGGCAAAGAUUUUCUUGAAGUGCCCUCUUUUAGCAAUUCUGCAACUCCUAACAGUUUUACUCUUGAGAAGAUGUCUCUGUACUCAAGAUUUACCAACAAAACGCAUCAAAGUUUUGCCUCUAAAAAUUCUCAAAGAUUACUGUUCCAAGAUGCUACUCUGGAGAGAAGACAAAAGGACCCAAAGAAAGCAAAAGGUGACUUCCUUUGUACAUGCAAUCAUGGCCACGGACAAGAGAACUAUUAUCCAGGCAUUGAGAUCUAUCCAUAUCGGCCAUAUGCUUUACUAGAUAUCGAGUCAGAUUCAGAUGAUGACUCUAUCCUCAGAGAGAACGAGCUAGUAAGAUCAGUGUCUGCUCCUCUUCAUGAAAUUCAUGAACCAGAAGAAAAAUUAAUGGAGCCUCUUCCUUUGGAGAGGCAGCCAUUCUCAAACAUGAUGAAUCUGUAUAGACCUUGUCAUAACUAUGCAGAUCCUCUAGAGAAAAUUGACCUGAAAAAGGCACUCAGAAUUGAGAAUAACUGAAAUCAGUAUAACAAUAAGUACAAAUUUAUCAACAGAAACUUUGAUGUUGAUACAUUUGGUAUCAAUGAUGAAACCCUGAAUAUUUAAAUUAACUCCUUCAUUAAAAUAAUGAAGGAAAUUAGUAUCUGUUAACGUCAACUCUACAUUUUCCAUAUUUAAUCACAAUUACAUAGUCA
Messenger RNA from Moneuplotes crassus, 1526 nucleotides. The record is from the annotation of a GenBank genome assembly. Lineage: Eukaryota; Ciliophora; Spirotrichea; Euplotida; Euplotidae.